Molecule: messenger RNA, 1590 nt
Organism: Pristis pectinata (smalltooth sawfish)
Lineage: Eukaryota; Metazoa; Chordata; Chondrichthyes; Rhinopristiformes; Pristidae
Gene: tmem30b
Product: transmembrane protein 30B
Exons: 7
Coding region: 223-1269 (348 amino acids)
Biological process (GO): phospholipid translocation
Cellular component (GO): Golgi apparatus; endoplasmic reticulum; plasma membrane
Source: RefSeq, a predicted model, not a curated record
ACGCAGUCGCCAGUCCAGAGGACUGGGUGGGGAACCCCACCCACACAGGAGGUGAGGGCACGGGAUCAAAGAGCUAAGGCGGCCAGGUUUGUUUCCUCAAGUUCCCCCCCCCCCCCCCCCUCAGGAGUUCUUUGGGUCACUUCCCCACCCAAAGGUGACAGGAAGAGACCAGGGUCUAACUUUUUGUUGUUUCUUCCUGCUCCGGGCAAGUCAACGGCGGGAAUGCCGCAGCUCCCGGGAUCGAGCCGACAGCAAGGCGAGGUUAUCUUAAAAAACAAGCCAGAUAACACAGCGUUUACACAGCAGAGACUGCCCGCCUGGCAGCCCUUCCUAUCGGCGGGCUACGUCCUGCCCACCUUCUUCUUGCUGGGACUACUAUUCAUUGGGAUCGGACUCGGCCUGUACUUCACCUCCAACAGUGUCAUCGAGAUCGAGCUGGACUACACUGGCGACCAACCAAACACUUCAUGCUACCACUGUACAAACAACACCAUCAAGAAUUGCAAGUGCACAGUAAAAUUCAAGGUGGACAAGAUGUUGGUGGGCCCUGUUUUCAUGUACUAUGAAUUAUCGAACUUCUAUCAAAAUCAGCGGAAAUACGGAGUCUCCCGAGAUGAUGAUCAGCUGAAUGGGGAUUUGGACUACUUAAAGAAGCCUUCUGAGUACUGCUUCCCAUUUCGCCAAGAUGGUGAAGGACGGCCCAUCGCUCCCUGUGGAGCUAUAGCAAACAGCAUGUUUAACGAUUCCUUUGUGGUGUAUAAGCUGAACAACACUGGGCCUCAAACCAAGGUCCCUUUAAAUGCCAAAGGAAUUUCUUGGUGGACUGAUUACAACGUCAAGUUCAAUAACCCCAAGACGGACAAUGCAACUGAUCUACAGACGGUAUUCAAAGGAACUGCAAAGCCCAUCAACUGGCCCAAACCUGCCUAUGAGUUGGACACCAACCCAGAAAACAAUGGCUUCAUCAAUGAAGACUUCAUAGUCUGGAUGAGGACCGCAGCCUUGCCGACAUUUCGCAAACUCUACCGUCGGAUUGAUAGAGGAUUGGAGCCAGGAAAUUAUUCUGUGGAGAUAAGUUACAAUUAUCCAGUGAUCAGCUUCAGUGGACAGAAACGUGUAACUUUCAGCACCAUAUCCUGGAUGGGUGGAAGGAAUCCAUUCUUGGGAAUUGCUUAUCUUGUCUGUGGUAGUGUCUGUAUUGUUGCAGCAGUGGUAAUGUUCAUAGUUUACGUUAAGUAUCAAGGACAGCAUGUGUUCACAGAGGACUAAUCUAAUGUAUCAUUCAGCUGUGAAGGUUGAGAGGUAAUGUGUUUCAGAGGGCGGUCACUAUAAUUUAACCAAGUUUACUGAUUAACCUAUGGCAGGGAAUAUAAUUCUUUCAUUAUUUGAACUGUAAUGUAUUUAAUACAGAUUAAAGUAACUAAGUUUAAAUACAGAUCAGGUGAUUUAUACAUUCAUUUCAAUAGAUCUUUUUUCCUAUUGAGACAUUAGAAGAUUCAGUAGUAAGGUUUAUUGUAAAGAAAUAUUCCACAUUCUUUGGUUCUUGUACAUAUUUGUUCAGCUGUUAUAAUAAAAUCCUAUUUAACUUUU